AUGACUUCCACUACCCUGAUCUUUCUCCCUCCAGAGCUAUGGCAAGAAAUAGCAUCCUAUCUAACAAACCGCGACUUCAAGUCCAUGCGCCUCGCCGCCAAACAAUUCUCGAGUGCAGUGGAUCUACGUUUCCGGCGAGUGUUUUUGUCAGCCAAUCCCCUGAAUAUCGAAGUCUUUCGGGCUGUCGCAGACCAUGAGAGAUUCAGACACCAGGUCAAAGAGAUCAUCUGGGACGAUGCCCGACUUCCCAGGGGUUCUCGCAAAAGUCGUUACCUUCCUGGCUUUGGAGGUCCACUGGUGACAGACGAGGACGCCAGUGAUAAUGAGACGGGGUUGCCGUCUUUUCAGAGACCCUAUGGUCGAUGGUGGCCUCUCGAAUACAUUUGUGGUGAAUACGAAGAUACGGAUGAAAAUUACGAGGACGAGGACGAUCGAGACCAUUACACCCAGCUACGAAAAUGUUCAAAUUUCGGAAAAGGCGUUUGUCCCAGGUGGUUCAAGGUUGGAUGCGCCGCGAGUGUUGAAGAUGCUUACUGGCGCCAGAAGUUUGACGAUGGGAUGGCGGGGCUCGACAGAGAGCAUCCGGAUUACAAGAGCGUGAAAAAGCUGGGCUCGAUAGGGUAUCCGCUGACUACGUGCUGGCAGUUUUACCAAUAUUUAAUCCGGCAGCAAGAAUAUGUCCUGGCUUUCAGGUGCGACGAAGAAGCAUUCAUUCAUGGAUUGAAACAAUUCCCUGCACUCACAAAGAUGACUGUCACGUCUGCAGCUCAUGGCUUUCUUUUCAACCCGCUUUAUCAGACUCCCAUGAUUCGAUCCUUACCGGAAGGGCUCUAUUAUCCCAUGCCUCGCGGGUGGCCAAUUCCCCAUUCCAAUCAAAGGUUUGAGGUAUGGUCGCUUCCUUGGAAACGGCUCGACGAAAGGCAGAAAGAGCAGUUCCACGGUUUCCGCAUCGUGACACGCGCGCUCGCUGAACAAAAGAAUAAUGUCGUCGAGUUCAGUGCAGAGUCCCGCCUUCUUCGCACGGGGCUCAACUGCACGAUGCUUGAUGACACUUGUGAGGAAUACCAUCACUUGGCCACGCUUCUCAAGAAACCGGGCUUCCGUCGCCUCGAUCUUUGCUUCACUCUCGCCGGAACAUGGUCUUCAUUUCCCCAUAAAAAGCUCCAUGAUAUAUUACGUGGAGCACGCGAUCUCCAAGAGCUCAGCUUCGCCACCACGGGAUAUGACAUGGACGAAGAACGCAAAGAUCUGAACGUCACCCCUGUGCCCCUGAAGGACAUGUUUCCUAUUGAGAGCUGGCCCAAGCUCCAACCCUUUGAGCUAUCACGAUUCAUAGUCAGGGAAUCUGACCUCAUAUCGUUCCUUUCGGAGCUACCUGUCACUGUGCGAUCCGUGAAGUUAAGCUUCUUAACAUUCCUGGACAACGGAAAUCACUGGCAUCCUUUCCUCGAGAAGUUGCGGAAGGAAAUCCGGGAAACCCGUCUCUGGUCCGAUCGCCGGCGAAAUGUGACUGUUGGCUUCAUGCAAGAUAGAUCUCUUCCAGGGCGUGCGAGAUGGAUUGGAAAGGAGGUUGAUGAAUUCUUGUACGGGGACGGUGAAAACCCGUUCCGUGAUCCUCCAAUUGAACAUCCCAAGGGAGGGUAUGGAAGUUUGAAAGAUCUAUUGGACCCCAGCAGAGUCUUUCCAGGUUAG
Messenger RNA from Penicillium olsonii, 1692 nucleotides. The record is from the annotation of a GenBank genome assembly. NCBI's taxonomy places the organism in Eukaryota, Fungi, Ascomycota, Eurotiomycetes, Eurotiales, Aspergillaceae.